Molecule: messenger RNA, 928 nt
Organism: Meloidogyne enterolobii
Lineage: Eukaryota; Metazoa; Nematoda; Chromadorea; Rhabditida; Meloidogynidae
Source: the annotation of a GenBank genome assembly
AUGCUUUAUUGUGAAGUCAAUUUCUUGCCUUAUUCUAAUAAUAGACAACCCGAUAAUAAUGAGUUUAAAGGGGAUCAAGCAACUUCUAAUAAUACCUCACAAAAAUUACUUAAUAAUAUGCUUGAACAAGGAACACUUUCUGAUUGUUUAAUUAAAAUCGGAAAGGAAACCAUAAACGUUCAUCGGUGUAUUUUGGCACAAAAUAGUAAAGUAUUCCUUAGAAUGUUUGAACAAAAGGAUAUGACUGAAGCACAAAAUGGGGAAAUAAGAAUUGUCGAUUCUUCUCCAGAAUGUUUUCGCGCUAUGAUUGAAUAUUUCUAUAAUGGUGAAAUUGCUGAAAAUAUUUUUGAGAAACUUGUUGAUGAUUUAUUUGUUAUUUCUCACAAAUAUGAGGUUUUAAAAUUGAUGGAUAAAUGUGAAAAUUUUAUGGCAUUAAAUAUUGAUAAUGGUAAUUUUAGCAAACGUUGCCAAUAUGCCGAAUUGUAUAAUCUUUCGUUACUCAAAAAUGCGUGUAUUAAAUACAUUUCUGUUAAGCGAGACAGCUUUUUAGUUAGUAAUGAAUGGAAGGAAUUUAAAGAAAAUAAUAGUGCAAUGGCUGUUAACUUGCUUGAAUCGGCUCUAAAACAAAAGUUUUUUUGAAUCGUUUUAAAAAAUUCCAAAUUCUUAAGCUUUUCUACAGUUGAAUCCUGCUAAUACGUGCUCGAUAAAUAUCUGGCUUGCCCUUUCCUUAUCCGUAAAGGCGUUCGCAAUAUGUCUUAUUUGCUGCCUUCUACUCCUUUGGACUCUUUCCCUUAGUUUUCCUGAGGUUAUUAAGUGACUGGCACUAAACAUUUAACACGACUGACAACACGCCAAUUCCGUUCAUAUGUCGGCACGCUUCGUAUUAGCAGGAUUCGACUAAUUGCGAUUUAUUUCUUUCAUUUUAUAG